AUGUCAUCAGCAAACCGACCCACGUUCAACCCUGCAAAAGCAACCGAAACGCAAGGAGGAUUUAAACGAUAUGUUCCUUCUCACACACAAUCGAUGUAUUUACUACCUGCACAUACUGUUCUGAAAACUAGGCAAAUUGGACAAAACAGUAUUGAAGAAGUCAAGCAAAAAGAUUUGAAAAAGGAAUUAGAGGAUAGGGAGAAGGAAUUGAAGAAAAAGAAUACACUACAAUCACUAAAACAAGAUCAAGAAGAACCUGAAGAUAAACUUCUAUCAAUACAGGAUGAAAAGAAAGAAAAGGAGGAUUCAAACUCCGAUGAGGAAAAAGAUUCAAAUCCGAAAAAACGAAAAUCAAAAUAUGAUGACGAAGACGAAGACUUGGAUUCGUCGUCAUCUGAUGACAGUGACGAUUCUGACAACUCUGAUGAUGAAGAGCUGAUGAAAGAGUUAGCAAGAAUUAAAAAAGAAAGUGCAGAGAAAGAAAAGAAAGAACUUCAACAAAGAGCUUUAACUAGCAAUCCAUUGUUACAACCAAUUAAUGUUCAACAACAGGAUGAGGAAUCCUUUACUGUGAAAAGAAAGUGGACCGAUAGUACAGUGUUUAAAAAUCAAGCAAGAGAAGAAAAACAACAGAAGAAAAAGAGGUUUAUCAAUGACACUACUAGAAAUGACUAUCAUAAGGAGUUUAUGAAUGAAUUUAUGAAAUAA
Naegleria lovaniensis is the source of this 708-nucleotide messenger RNA. RefSeq lists its product as uncharacterized. The transcript has a single exon. The record is from RefSeq and is a predicted model, not a curated record. NCBI's taxonomy places the organism in Eukaryota, Heterolobosea, Eutetramitea, Acrasida, Naegleriidae. Bases 1 to 708 code for a protein of 235 amino acids. Gene Ontology annotation, biological process: mRNA cis splicing, via spliceosome. Gene Ontology annotation, molecular function: RNA binding. Gene Ontology annotation, cellular component: catalytic step 2 spliceosome.